CAGCCUGCAGCGAGAGCCCCUAUGACUUAUGUGGCGAAGAAGUGUGGCGUCUGCUUUCAGCCUCCAUCCAUCAUCUUGAUCUACAAAGAUGACGACAAGGAUAAGACUCGCCAGCGCGUCAUGCCCGUCAGAAACUUCUCUGAGUUCUCAGACUGCGGCUUGGCUGCGGAGCAGCUGAAGAACAACCCUCGGCACAAGGCUUACCUAGAAGGAGUCUCACUGCGUCAGCUGAAGAAGCUGUAUGGUCUGCUGAAGGGUCAUCUGGGAGGAGAGAGCCUGGCUGAGAGCUUGGAAAAGCUUCGGCAGGAGGAGACCAUUGACCCAGAAGAGGACAUGAACAAACUAGAUGACACUGAACUAGCCAAAAGGAAGAGCAUCAUGGAUGAGCUCUUCGAAAAGAACAGGAGGAAGAAGGACGACCCAGAUUUCAUCUAUGACAUUGAGGUUGAGUUUCCACAGGAUGAGCAGCUGGAGUCGUGCGGCUGGGACAUGGAGUCAGGUGAAGAAAUCUGA
Molecule: messenger RNA, 513 nt
Organism: Tauraco erythrolophus (red-crested turaco)
Lineage: Eukaryota; Metazoa; Chordata; Aves; Musophagiformes; Musophagidae
Gene: CEP19
Product: centrosomal protein 19
Biological process (GO): trans-Golgi to periciliary membrane compartment transport; microtubule anchoring at centrosome
Cellular component (GO): centrosome; ciliary basal body; spindle pole
Source: RefSeq, a predicted model, not a curated record